This is a messenger RNA of Asparagus officinalis (garden asparagus), 762 nucleotides long. Its product is annotated as arabinogalactan peptide 16-like. The record is from RefSeq and is a predicted model, not a curated record. Bases 108 to 332 code for a protein of 74 amino acids. NCBI's taxonomy places the organism in Eukaryota, Viridiplantae, Streptophyta, Magnoliopsida, Asparagales, Asparagaceae. The transcript has 2 exons.
ACCCUUCAUUCCCCGUUUCUUCGAACCCUAGGUCGGCAUCCAAAAAAUUCGUGGAAGAAAAGAAAAAUAAAAUUUAUCAAAAAUACCAAAGAUUCUCAGAGAAGGAAAUGGCGGCAGCGGUACCUAGGGUUUCAUUUGGCGUGCUGGCGAUCUUCGCCGUCAUCUUCAGCAUUGUAUUGCCGGCGGUUCAAGCUCAGGCUCCCGCUCCGGCGCCCACCAGCGAUGGAACAUCUAUUGACCAAGGGAUUGCUUACUUGCUAAUGUUGGUAGCCCUCAUUCUCACCUACCUCAUCCACCCCUUGGAUGCUUCCUCCUCCUACAAGCUCUACUAAGUUAUUUGUUAUUGAUUGGAUUCAAAUUGAGGGUUAAAACGUUUGGCAUUCUCAUUGAUGUGGGAUCUCGGCUCGUUGUUGUGGGGGGAGUUUCUUUCGUUGUUCGGCUUUCCUUAACAGCCUAUGGCCCAUUCUUUCAUGUGAUAGCUAGUUGCAGACAUGUUUGCAUUUGUUGUGCUCUUAUUGUCUAUUGAUUGAUCUAAUUUAUUCCAAAGUUGUUGGAGAAACCUCUGUGCAUGCAUUACUAUGCCCAACCUGAUCAGAUGUUUUCUUGGUUUGUCUAUAUAUUAGGCAUUUGAUUAGAGUCGAUGUAGAGCUGUCGUGGGGCUUGUUCUGCUAUCUUCGGGCUAUUAUGAUCUCUGAGUGAUCACUGAUACCUUAGUUUUGUUUUUUUUUUGGUCGAAGAUUGAAAUUAGAAUAUUUGUGUCUU